GUCCCUAGGCCUGCUUCCGUCUCCUGCUGCGUCCUGACGAGCCUCAGGGCCUGCACGAAAGGGAGUUGGUGGCGGGAGGGUGGGGUGUCUCUUUUUUCCCUAGUCCUGUCCGCGAGUGCGUGAACCCUCCUCCGCCCUUCCCUCUGUCGCUGUGGACCCUCCUCCGGCGGCUCCCUUCCGUCCGUCUGUCUGUCUCAGGACCUCCCUUCCGUCUGGCCACCCUGACAGGUCCCUUCCCAAGCCCCUAGGGACAGCAGAGGAUUUGGGAACCAGCAAGCACCCCCAGGGCACGAGAAGAGCCUCUGCCACCUGCCCUGCCUCACCCAGCCCCACGCCAGGCCCGGCCACCCCGGCCCCCAGCUGCAUCAAGUGGAGGAGGCGGCAGCGGAGGAGGGUGGCACCAUGGGCCCGGGCCGUGCCCUCCAUGCCCGGGGGAUGAAGACACUGCUGCCAUGGACAGCCCGUGCCAGCCUCAGCCCCUGAGUCAGGCUCUCCCUCCAUUGCCAGGUUCUGUGUCAGAGCCUUUGGAGCCUGGCCGGUCCAGGAUGGGGGUAGAGAGGUACCUGCCGUGUCCCCUGCUACCCUCCUACCACUGUCCAGGAUGUCCAGGAGCUCCUACUGAAGCCUCAGCAGGGAGUGGGACCCCCAGAGCCACAGCCACUUCCACCACAGCUAGCCCCCUGCCAGAGGGCUUCGGAGGGCAGGAUGGUGGUGAGCUGCGGCCACUGCAGAGUGAGGGUGCUGCGGCACUGGUCACCAAGGGGUGCCAGCGACUGGCAGCCCAGGGCGCCCGGCCUGAGGCCCCUAAACGGAAAUGGGCAGAGGAUGGUGGGGAUGCCCCUGCACCCAGCAAGCGGCCCUGGGCCAGGCAGGAGAACCAGGAGGUGGACGGGGAGGGCGGCAUGGGCUGCAGCAGUGGCCGUGGUGAGGCCAGCGCUGGGCAGAGGGAGGAGGAGCUGCCCACUGCGCCUGAGCGCUUGGCCCUGGACUAUAUCGUGCCCUGCAUGCGGUACUACGGCAUCUGUGUCAAGGACAGCUUCCUGGGGGCGGCGCUGGGCAGCUGCGUGCUGGCCGAGGUGGAGGCCCUGAAACGGGGCGGGCGCCUGCGUGAUGGGCAGCUAGUGAGCCAGCGGGCUAUCCCACCACGCAGCAUCCGUGGGGACCAGAUUGCCUGGGUGGAAGGCCACGAGCCAGGCUGCAGAAGCAUCGGGGCCCUCAUGGCCCACGUGGAUGCUGUAAUCCGGCACUGCGCUGGGCGCCUGGGCCGCUACGUCAUCAAUGGGCGCACCAAGGCCAUGGUGGCAUGUUAUCCAGGCAACGGGCUGGGGUAUGUGAGGCAUGUUGACAAUCCCCACGGCGAUGGGCGCUGCAUCACCUGUAUCUAUUACCUGAAUCAGAACUGGGACGUCAAGGUGCAUGGCGGCCUACUGCAGAUCUUCCCUGAGGGCCGGCCUGUGGUAGCUAACAUCGAGCCACUCUUUGACCGGCUGCUCAUUUUCUGGUCUGACCGGCGGAACCCUCAUGAAGUGAAACCAGCCUAUGCCACCAGGUACGCCAUCACUGUCUGGUAUUUUGAUGCCAAGGAGCGAGCAGCAGCCAAAGACAAGUAUCAGCUAGCAUCAGGACAGAAGGGUGUCCAAGUACCUGUAUCUCAGCCGAGUACGCCCACCUAGUGGCCAUCCCCAGAGCUGCAUGAACAGACAGCUUGCCCUGACUUCGGGAAAGCCCCGGCCUGCGCUGCCCGGCCAGCAGCCCACCAGUCUUGGUGCCUAUUCCUUCCCCGCCACAGCUGCUGCUUCCAACUUUGCCUCUGUCCUGCCUGGUGUGGAGGGCUCCCUCAGUCACUGAGGACCAAGGAAGAGGAGAGACCUGUGCUGCCCUGUGAUGGGGGCUGGGGUUGCAACCUGGGCAAGGGCCAGUGUUGGGGGCUACCAUUACUGGAGCUGGGGGCCUAUGUCUUGCCCCUCUCAGGUGUGGAGAGCUGGAAGGAGGCAUUGCCACUUCCCACCAGGAUGCAGGAUUUGGGGUUGAGGUGAGUCAUGGCCUCUUGCUGGCAAAGGUUUGUGGGGGGGAACAUCCCCAAGCCCCCCACUCCUCCAGCCUGGAAUGUGAAGUGACUCCCAACCCCUUUGGCCAUGGCACCUUUUGGACUAGGCUGCCACUGCUUGGGCAGGAUAAAAGGUGCUGGGAGGAGCAUGGGUGUGCAAGUCCUGUCAGCCAAGAAAUAAAUAAAAGUUUACCUCAGAGCUGCACA
Messenger RNA from Hipposideros armiger (great roundleaf bat), 2254 nucleotides. It is a transcript of the gene EGLN2, whose product is annotated as egl-9 family hypoxia inducible factor 2. The record is from RefSeq and is a predicted model, not a curated record. Gene Ontology annotation, cellular component: cytoplasm; nucleus. The coding region runs from base 453 to 1673 and encodes 406 amino acids. Gene Ontology annotation, molecular function: ferrous iron binding; L-ascorbic acid binding; peptidyl-proline 4-dioxygenase activity. Lineage: Eukaryota; Metazoa; Chordata; Mammalia; Chiroptera; Hipposideridae. Gene Ontology annotation, biological process: peptidyl-proline hydroxylation to 4-hydroxy-L-proline; cellular response to hypoxia. The transcript has 6 exons.